UUCCUUAAAAGUAUUAAAGUGGUUUAUGUCUCUUGCUCUAACUCCUCCUCAUCUCAGUUCAAGGUCAGCCUGGGUCCUAGAAGAUUCCUAACCUGGGCAGCAGCCACCCUCCCCUAGGAUCACCUCCAUCCCCCAAGGAGAUGGUGUGCUGUCAGCUUGGCCCCGAAAGCCAAUUUUCAUCAACACCUCAGAAGCUGUAGAGUGAGAAGUCAACUCAAGUUGCUGGAACCUAAUGAAACCAGAAGCAGCCAGGGGCAGAGGUGUCAACUUUCGUGUGAGCAAAGCACCCCAGGAGUUCCGGAGAGGCAGACCACUUGCGGUGGCCCCAGCUCUCUCCUACCCCAGCAGCUGUCAUGAAAGCUUUUCAAGUUCCUUCCCUACUUCCUCUAUUUAGGCAAUCAAGCAGUAAUACCACCCAGUUCAGAGGAGUCACCCACCAACCCCUGAUCCUGUGGCCUUGAUACCCACCCCCAAGCUUCACCCCUGCUUUCAGGCUGAUCUGUUUUUCCCUCUACAGUGCCAGGCCCUUCAGGCCCCAUGCUGCUCUGGACCAUUGUGCUGCUCUUUGUUCCCUGCGGCAGGAAAUCUGUUGGACUGUUCCUUGAAGUCUGGCCAAACCCUGUAUUUGAAGGCGAAGAACUGAGGCUGCGAUGCCAGGAAAGGAGGAACACAGCACUGUCCCAGGUGAAGUUCUACAAAGACAGAGAAUUCCUUUAUUUCUCUGAGACCAACCAGCCCCUGCUCAUGAGGGCAGUAACAGUGAAAAGCAGUGGCCAAUACAGCUGCACUGGGCAGGUGACGUACAUCUACCAGCUGGGCACACACACCUCAGGGACUGCCAAGGUUCAAGUCCAGGAGCUCUUCCCACCUCCUCUGCUGAGUGCCGACCCCUCUCCUGAGCUCCGUGAGGGGAGCCUGGUGACGCUGCGAUGGCAGACGGAGCUGCACCCCCAGAGGUCUUCAUCCCGGCUCCUCUUCUCCUUCUACAAGGAUGGCCACACCUUGCAGGACAGGGGCGUUCACCCUGAACUCGAGAUCUCAGGAGCCAAGGAGGGAGACUCUGGGCUUUACUGGUGUGAGGUGGCCACUCAGGGUGUCCGGGUCCAGAAACAGAGCCCCAGGCUGGAGAUCAGGGUGCAGGCUCCUGUGUCCCGUCCUCUGCUCACCCUUCAACCCAGGGCCGCCAGCCUGGCUGUGGGGGACACAGUGGAGCUCCUCUGUGUGGCCCAGGGGGGCUCCCCUCCCAUCCUGUACUGCUUCUACCUCAACGAGGAGCUCCUGGGCAACUGCUCAGCUCUUGGUGGAGCCGCCUCCCACUUCUUCAACGUGAUUUCAGAGCAGGAUGCCGGGAACUUCUCCUGUGAGGCCCAGAACAGUGUCUCCAGAGAGACGAGUGAGCCCAAGGAGCUCUCCGUAGGUGGUCCUUGGGUCUCGUCCAUUCCCACUUGUCCCAACUGGCUGGUUCCUUGGCUGCCUCUGAGCCUGCUUGGUGUGAUGGUCAUUGCUGCUGCAUUUCUGGCUUAUUUCAGACCCUGGAGAAAAGCAGAACAUCACCAGAAUGAGCAAGAUGAAGGUGUUAUCUAUUCUGUGGUGUAUAUAACCCCAAAGAGGAGUGAAGCCAGGCUUGAGUUAACCUCUGGGGAAAAGGACAUUUCUGCCAUCUAUGCUGAAGUGAGAUACUCACAGCUCCAUGAGGUUAUAGCCAAGGAGCCGAAUAUAAGAAGCAGGACCCACAAAGAUCCACUUGGUGACUAUGAGGAGGUCUCCUACUAGUAAUGGUGCCCCCCACCCAAGCACACACCUAUCCCUGGCCUCCAGUGCUCCCAGAAAGCCAGUGAGGACCCCCAGGCCCUUCUGUGUGUCUUCUAGGCCCUAAGCCCAGCAAAGGGGGAGCCCCUAAGCCCUCUGUCCUGGUCAGGGUCAUGAAGAGACUCAAGGUGCAUCAGAGAGCUAGGUGCCCCUCUUAGCAGAAGACCAGGUGAUGGGAUAAGAAGAGGAUACACAUACACAUUCACGCACACAUACACACUUAGGCUCAAGCAGUGACCCUGGACACAAGCCACAGAUGUUUCCACACCAGUGGGAAGGGUGGCAUUCCUCCUCUGUAUGUAUAAGUGCCCCUAUUAUAGCCCUUCUGUCCCUUUGAAUGUGCUUGGCUUGACCCUGAAAGGAGAGAGCAUAAAAUCUGUAUUCUGGAGACUGGACCCUGAGCAGCUCCUGUUCUGCAUUUUCUACUUUCAAGCCCCUGCUGAGGCUCAUGAGUGACCACAGAGCCGAGGAGUAUCUCAGAGGCUCAACACAACCAAGGAUCAGCAGGGAAACGGCCUGACCCAGACUGUAUCAUGGAAAUCUGGACACCAGAGCCAGAGCCCCACAGGCACUGGGAACUCCACCUUCACAUGCAACGCAUUUUCUGCCUGAGCCCUUCCAGUUUAUCAAAGAAGGAACUGAUGCUUGCCCCAAAGUCUCCAUCUGUGAAGUGUAAGAAACUCAGUUACCCCUUGCUUGUUUAAAAAGGUACAUGGUUGUAGGAUGUAUUUCUGUUAAUAGAGGUAUGUCAAUUUGUUUUAUACUGUUCAUCAAUAUCAGUGACUUGUGGUGCCCAAUAGCUUGAUUUGGUUCCUUCAAAGAAUCCAUAUUCCUUUGUGCCUGACUGCGGUAACAAAGGAUUUGUUACGCUCGCUCCUGUGAGGUCCUGGCUCUGGAAUCACAGAGCCUGAGGUCAGAGUGACAGAGGUUUAACUUCACUAGACCCCAACCACCUCUCCAAUGAAGAAGGUCAAUGUUAUCUGAAACCUCCUAAGCUGCGGAGCUGCAAACAUCUAGGAUCUCGCUCCUUAAAAAUGUGGUUCCGGACCAGCAGCACUGACGUCACCUGGUGCCUAUUAGAAAUGCAGACUCUCACCUGGUGCCUAUUAGAAAUUCAGACUCUCUCUGGGACCUAACUACAGAGCAGCUGAAUCAGAAUCUGCAUUUCAGUAGGAUCUCCAGGUGGUUUGUAUACCCGUUAAAGUUUAAGAAGCUCUGGUCUACCUAUGAGAUACACUCCUUGUGGAAGUACAUCCAUCCUCUCGCCUUUGGGAGCUUAAUUGCCUGUAGUUCUGGUCUGGAUGAUGACAGUGAAUUAGGCACUGAUAAGUGGAUAAGGCAGCGGAGAAACAGCUAGCAUUUUUUCUCACUUCUAUUCCCUUCUCCUUCUCUCCCUUCAUCCCAGCCCCUCUUCAUCACCUCUGUUACUCCCCUCUCUUCCUCAUCCUCCCCACCCAUCCUUCUUAGUCUAGCAUAGAGUGGGCUUGGAUUUUCAAAAUGAACCAUUACUAAGAAAACAAAAGAAAAAGAAAAUCCCAAAAAAGAACACAGAGAAAGAAGAGCUUGCAGAGGAGACCCACGCUCUAUAGCACAGACUCUCACUGGUUUGCCUGACAACACACCCAGCCCAAAAGCCCCCUUUCCAAUCCUUGGUUAUUGGAGCAGGAACCUGCUUCUCUUCCUAGAGGAUAGUGAUGGGCAGGGGCAGAUGGGCCACCUCCAUGGGAUUGUGGAAUUUCACAGUUCUCCAGGGCCAGACCCUGAGGAAGUACACACUGGGGAAGGCUGGAGGGUUGCUCCCCCACACCUCCCUUGCUAUGCUGUCUCCAGCCAUCCCCAGCUCUGUUCGCCUCUGGACUGCCCUUCAGCAGCCUCCACACGUUCUCAAGGCUCCUGAGCUGAGAAAAGUUAUUUUUCUCUCCAAGGAAGAACUAAAUGCAAACACUCAACCAGCAGGGGUGAGCUGGCUCUUCCUCCUCUAGGGAGCUGGCCCUAUGGGGUCACAUCACCUACAGGGUAGUGGAGAGAGGAAAUUGCUCUGCAGCUGGGUUGUGGGUGAGGAGGCAGUCCUAGAGCAGCACCUUUAGGGAAGAGGAAGAAAACGGCAGCUGGGAGCCUCGUGGCUGCCCUCUAGUGGCCCUCUUGGGUAGUCAAGGACUCGUGCACCGACCUACACUGUCGUCUGAUCCAUUGACUGGACGGCUUCAUUGUAAGAUAUGAUUAGAGAUCCAGUCCUUGUCUUGAAUAUGGUCAAACAAUUUAAAUACAAACAACAAAAAUGGAGCAUGUCCAGUCAUAAAAAAGAAUGUUCUGAUACAUGUUACAACCUGGAUGAGCCUUAAGUCACCAUGUGGAGUGAAAUAAGCCAGACACAAAAAGACGACUAUUAUA
This is a messenger RNA of Choloepus didactylus (southern two-toed sloth), 4200 nucleotides long. RefSeq names its product Fc receptor-like protein 6. Gene Ontology annotation, biological process: cell surface receptor signaling pathway. The record is from RefSeq and is a predicted model, not a curated record. NCBI's taxonomy places the organism in Eukaryota, Metazoa, Chordata, Mammalia, Pilosa, Megalonychidae. Gene Ontology annotation, molecular function: transmembrane signaling receptor activity.